AUGGAAAAUGAAGGCGUAGGCCACCAAGAAUGUCUUAUUGGUUGUUGGCCGCCCAACGGUGUGAGAAAGGAAAGUCUCCAGGCAUUCUAUUGGGUCAAUUAUUAUCUCUCUGAGCUCAUCUCUUUUCUUCCUCCUGAAAGUCCUGCAAAAGAAACAUCAGACGCCAUGAACAGUUGGGACUCAUUCUCUAAGCAUGAAACUCUCAACCAUGAGCUUGCCAUUCGAAGGUUUUGCCCUGCUCGACUGGAGCAAGAACAAGGAGUAUCAGAUCAAUGGAGUAUAGACACCGUAAAUGAUUCUGUGUUUUCUCUUCCUCAUGAUCAGUAUCAUCACGAUCACAAUUAUAUACAUCAAAAUGUAACAACUCAUGGUUUGCCUGCUUCUGAUGUCAAUGAAUUUGUUGAUAGCUUCAUUAACAUGGAUCAUCAUGAUGGCCAGUAUGAUGAUCAUGACCAUCAAAAUGAUGAUGAUGGUAACAAGUCCCUCCAGGUCAAGACCCAGUAUUUACUUGAUCAUCAUCAUGAUGAUCACCUUCACCAGCAAAAUUGGAGUGGAGAGAGUGAUUAUAAUAGGUAUUUUCCGAUGAUGAUGCCAGGAGGAGAUCAUGAAGUAGAUCUGUAUGGCUCUAGUGUGAGCCAUGGAGUAGAUCAAGGGCUUUACUUGGUUCAUUUAUUGUUGGCUUGUGCAGAGGCUGUUGGUUGUAGAGAUACAAAACUUGCUGACUCCAUACUUGCUCAAAUUUGGUCUUCAGCUACUCUGAUGGGAGAUUCGUUGCAGAGGGUUUCGUAUUGCUUCGCCAUGGGACUGAAAUCUAGGCUUUCACUUCUUCAAACUGUUACUGCAAAUGGUACUUUCACAAAUGGUGGUAACCAUGUUUGUUGGGUCACAAUGGAGGAGAAAAUGGAAGCUUUUCAUCUUCUUUACCAGACAACUCCUUUCAUUGCUUUUGGUUUCAUGGCUGCAAAUGAAGCUAUAUGUCAAGCAACACAAGGGAAAUAUUCUUUGCAUAUUAUUGAUCUAGGAAUGGAACAUACCCUUCAAUGGCCUUCACUCAUAAGGAAUCUGGCUUCAAGACCGGAGGGGCCACCAAAGAAACUCAAGAUCACAGCAAUAAUUAAUGAUCAAUAUCGAAUUGAGCUUGAAGGCAGCACAAAAUUGCUCGUGGAGGAAGCUAACUCUCUAGGAAUUCCUCUCGAGAUCUACAUGAUAUCAGAGCCAGCAACACCGACACUUAUGACUAGAGAAAAGCUCGGAUUGGAAGAAGGAGAAGCAUUACUUGUGAAUAGCAUUAUGCACUUGCAUAAGUAUGUGAAAGAGAGUAGAGGCUCUCUCAAGGCAAUUCUGCAAGCAAUUAAGAAACUAAGUCCAACAUUGCUUACUGUGGUAGAGCAAGAUGCAAACCAUAAUGGACCUUUUUUCUUAGGUAGAUUUCUUGAAUCUCUUCACUAUUAUUCGGCCAUCUUUGAUUCGUUGGAGGCUAGUCUACUGCGAAACAGUCCUCAAAGGAUGAAAAUAGAAAAGUAUCACUUUGCAGAGGAGAUUCGAAACAUUGUGGCUUAUGAAGGGUUGGAUAGGGUGGAAAGGCACGAACGGGCAGAUCAAUGGAGGAGGCAGCUUGGCCGAGCUGGGUAUCAAGUAAUGGGAUUGAAGUGUUUAAGCCAGGCGAGAAUGAUGUUGUCUGUCUAUGGAUGUGAUGGAUACACUUUGAGUUGUGAGAAGGGUUGCCUUCUCCUUGGGUGGAAAGGUAGGCCGAUAAUGUUGGCAUCUGCUUGGCAAGCAAACAACUCAUCAUCCUAG
This is a messenger RNA of Carica papaya (papaya), 1797 nucleotides long. The record is from RefSeq and is a predicted model, not a curated record. Lineage: Eukaryota; Viridiplantae; Streptophyta; Magnoliopsida; Brassicales; Caricaceae.